This is a messenger RNA of Rhipicephalus sanguineus (brown dog tick), 2893 nucleotides long. RefSeq names its product glutamine--fructose-6-phosphate aminotransferase [isomerizing] 2. The record is from RefSeq and is a predicted model, not a curated record. Gene Ontology annotation, biological process: carbohydrate derivative biosynthetic process; protein N-linked glycosylation; UDP-N-acetylglucosamine metabolic process. The transcript is spliced from 20 exons. Lineage: Eukaryota; Metazoa; Arthropoda; Arachnida; Ixodida; Ixodidae. The coding region runs from base 224 to 2332 and encodes 702 amino acids. Gene Ontology annotation, molecular function: carbohydrate derivative binding; L-glutamine:D-fructose-6-phosphate transaminase (isomerizing) activity.
CAACUUCCCUUUCUCGCGUGUACUCGCCGCUUCGCCGCUACACAUGUGUUUUUCUAGCGCUGCUCCGCGCUUUGCGUUCAGUAUGCAGCUCGCACAGGACUGACGUGGGUUGCCUAUCACCUUCUUCGCCUCUUCGAAAAGCUCCACGCACCGGCAAGACGUUCGACACCCGUCCCCAACAGCUUUCAGUCGGCCGAACAGGACCCUGCGAGCAGCGCCCAAGAUGUGCGGAAUUUUUGCCUAUCUGAAUUACCUCGAACCGAAGACGCGACGAGAAAUCUUGGAAUGUCUCAUCAAGGGCCUUCAGCGACUGGAGUACAGGGGCUACGAUUCUGCUGGUAUUGCCUUUGACCGAGACCCUCUGGGGAAUGAAAUUUCCAUAAUUCGUAAAAUUGGAAAAGUUAAGGUGCUUGAGGACUCUCUAUGGCAAAAGGAAGACCUUGACAUGGACCAUGAGCACAUUACGCACGUUGGCGUUGCCCAUACGCGUUGGGCAACCCAUGGUGCUCCCAGUGACCUAAACAGCCAUCCGCACCGUUCAGACCCUGAAAAUGAGUUUGUGGUUGUCCACAAUGGUAUAAUUACCAACUACAAGGACAUCAAGCAGUUCCUGAUUCAGAAGGGGUGCCAGUUUGAAUCUGACACUGACACGGAGGUUAUUGCGAAAUUCAUCAAACAUAUCCAUGACACCCAUCCAGACCUAAACUUCAGGGAGUUGGUGGAACAAGUCAUCCAGCAGCUGGAGGGAGCCUUUGCACUGGUAUUCAAGAGCAAGAAGUUCCCACACCAGUGUGUUGCCACAAGGCGGGGAAGCCCCUUGCUGGUUGGCCUGAAGACCAAGUCCUAUCUCUCGACAGAGUUCAUCCCAGUCUUGUACAGCAAAGCCUUAACAAUGGAUCACAGUGGCGGUUUCUCUUUUGGCACUGGUGCUUUGACCUGUCCUCUGGGGUACCACCGCCCCAGAGAGGCGCACCCACCUUCAAACACGGGGGGUCUGCAUCGUACUGCAUCAACAACAGAAUUUGGCCCACCUGGCGAUGACAAGGAGAUUGAAUACUUCUUUGCAUCAGAUGCCAGUGCCAUCAUCGAACACACAAACAGGGUGAUCUUUCUUGAAGAUGACGAUGUUGCAGCUGUUUCUGAAGGGCACCUGACCAUUCACAGAUUGAAGAGGACUCUUGAUGAGAAUGUGAACCGUGAAAUCAUCACACUGAAGAUGGAAAUCCAGCAGAUCAUGAAAGGAAACUUCAGCUCUUUUAUGCAAAAGGAGAUCUUCGAGCAACCGGAAUCUGUGAUAAACACAAUGAGGGGCCGCCUCAACUUUGAAAAGGAGUCGGUGGUUCUGGGUGGAAUUAAGGACUACAUCACUGAAAUCAAGCGCUGCAGACGGCUGUUGCUCAUUGGCUGCGGCACCAGCUACCACAGUGCAAUAGCUACGAGACAAAUCUUGGAAGAGCUUACAGAGCUGCCCGUCAUGGUAGAACUGGCCAGCGACUUUCUCGAUCGCAACACUCCUGUGUUCAGAGAUGAUGUCUGCUUCUUUAUUUCCCAGUCUGGUGAGACUGCAGACACUCUCAUGGCACUGCGUUACUGCAAGCAGCGUGGUGCCCUAAUUGUUGGUGUUACCAACACUGUUGGGUCCAGCAUAUGCCGAGAAAGCCAUUGUGGUGUCCACAUUAAUGCAGGUCCAGAGAUUGGUGUGGCCAGCACCAAGGCAUACACAAGCCAAUUCAUCUCUCUUGUGAUGUUCUCCCUGAUGAUGUGCGAGGAUCGGAUUUCUAUGCAACCUCGACGCAGUGAGAUUAUUCAAGGUCUUCACAGGCUUCCAGACCAGAUAAAGGAGGUGCUCAAGCUCGACGAUGAAGUGAAGGAGCUCGCCCAACACCUUUAUCAACAGAAGUCUCUCUUGGUCAUGGGAAGGGGCUACAAUCAUGCCACAUGCUUGGAAGGUGCUCUGAAAAUCAAAGAGCUGACAUACAUGCAUUCCGAAGGCAUUCUGGCUGGGGAACUGAAACACGGCCCUCUAGCCCUUGUCGACAAGGCCAUGCCAGUCAUGAUGGUGCUUACACGAGACCCUGUAUUCCCCAAGUGUAUGAAUGCUUUGCAGCAGGUAAUCGCUCGUGAUGGACGGCCUAUUAUAAUUUGUGAAAAAGGGGAUGAAGAGACAAAGAAGAUGGCCUUCAAGUACCUCGAAGUGCCUCACUCGGUGGACUGCCUGCAAGGCGUAUUGACUGUUAUCCCACUUCAGCUCAUGUCUUACCACAUCGCUGUGCUCAAAGGUUGCAAUGUGGACUGCCCUCGAAACCUGGCAAAGUCGGUCACUGUGGAGUAAAGCCUGCAAGAGCUGCUGCUUGCUGCCAUGCUCAUGUGUGAUAGCCUUCGAUAAAACGAAAUGGAAUUAUGCAUAUAACUAUAUAGUUUGUGCACAUCUGCUGUUAGUGAAGCUUGACAUAUAAUUUUAUAUUCGAUACCAGCAAGCAUGUGUGCUUAUCGUAAGAGUAAAUUAAUGUGAGCAACAGCUGCAAUUAUGUGUUUUAGAGUGAAAUUUCGGUGAGAAUAUUGUGGACUUUCAUAGACUGAACAUUUUUUUGAUGUGGAAGAAGGCUUUUUUUUUUCAUAUUUUAUAUUUUCAGCCUCUUCACCACUGUCUUAGACUUGCUUUUAUUUGCUAGGCGUUCAGUAUUCUUGCUUCUUACAGUUAUGCCCACAAGAACAGAAUGAAAUCUAUAUUUUUUUAUUUUUGCUUGUUCUUGUAUAUAAGCCAGUUUCAUUGCAGUUGUGGAUUUGUUUUAGCCAGUGAUUUGGAGGAUGCAUGUUACAUGUCAUUUAUAUUAGAGAAACUGUACAUGAAUCUCUUUACACUUGUUUUAAUAAAAGCUUUUCAUCUAUGCAU